This is a messenger RNA of Hypanus sabinus (Atlantic stingray), 7117 nucleotides long. RefSeq lists its product as uncharacterized. The coding region runs from base 190 to 1836 and encodes 548 amino acids. The transcript has 10 exons. The record is from RefSeq and is a predicted model, not a curated record. Gene Ontology annotation, molecular function: RNA polymerase II cis-regulatory region sequence-specific DNA binding; DNA-binding transcription factor activity, RNA polymerase II-specific. NCBI's taxonomy places the organism in Eukaryota, Metazoa, Chordata, Chondrichthyes, Myliobatiformes, Dasyatidae. Gene Ontology annotation, biological process: anatomical structure development; regulation of transcription by RNA polymerase II.
GGGAGGAGCCAGGGUGGGCUCGCGCCGUGUCAGGCUGGUGAGGGGCCGGUCAGCCAGCUCACCGGUUGUCAUAGUAACGGAGUGAAGUGGUUGCGAGGGCCGGAGGAGGCGACUCGGUCCAGUGCGGUGAGUCUCUCCUCCUCUGCCGGCGGUGCUGGCAAAAAGCAGGUGUUGGUGACAAAUAGUGGUAUGAUUCCAGUGAGUUACAAUCAGAAAAUGGCCCCAGGAAAGAGUAUCAAGUACUUGGAUCUGGUGCUGUCAUGUGAGUGGUCGGAUUGCACCUUUAUUGGAAAGACAAUGGAGGAGUUCUGUGAUCAUAUUGCUGCACAUCUGAAAGAGCAUCUUAAUGAGUAUGACAGUUUUGGUGAAUUAGAUGAGUUCCAGUGCCUUUGGCGAGGCUGUGGUUUUCUGGCAGUGGAAGGGCCCAAUGAGCUGGUGGUACACGUCAACUUUCACAGCUAUCACGCCAAGCUGAAACACUUCGGUUCGGAGCUGCAACGACUACGUCCUGAUUUGCCAGUGUGCUCCCUGGACAGUCAGAACCAAAAUUUGAUCCCAGAGAUUACAGAGACUUUCUUCUGCCAAUGGGAGCAUUGUGAUAGUACAUUUGACAAUCCAGAAUGGUUUUACCGGCAUGUAGAUAUGCAUGGACAGUGCACAGAUAAAGAAAUUCUUCCAAACAAAGGUGAAGCUAUUUCAUGCUGCUGGAAAGGUUGUGGUGCUACAUUCAAAAUCAAGUUUAAACUUCGCGAGCAUUUGCGGAGUCACACACAGGAGAAGGUUGCCUCGUGCCCCAACUGUGGAGGGAUGUUUUCCAACAACACCAAGUUUUAUGAUCAUGUUCGCCGGCAGACCUCGAAUGAGCAGAAGAUGUUUUCUUGUCAACACUGUGACAAGCAGUUUGCAAAUGAAAGACUGUUACGGGACCAUGUGCGGAAUCAUGUGAACCAGUUCAAAUGCCCACUAUGUGAUAUGACCUGCACUACUUUCUCCUCAUUAAGGACCCAUAUCAAGUUCCGCCAUUGUGAUGAGAGGCCAUAUGGAUGUGACUUCUGUGAGAACAGUUUUAAGAAUUUGUAUGACCUAAGGAAGCACAUUGAAACACACAAUGAUGAGCCUACUUACCACUGCAGCUCUGAAGGGUGUAAUUUUAGUGCUCGCAGUGUGCAAACGCUUAAACAGCACUAUAGAAGGAUACAUGAGGGGGAAACAAAGCCUCGAUACAAAUGUCACAUCUGUGCCAAAUGUUUCUCCUGGGCCUACACCCUAACAAUGCACCUCCGCAAGAUGCACCAGCUGAAGUGGCCUUCUGGGCAUGCACGAUUCAGAUACAAGGAGCAUGCCGAUGGAUACCUGCAGCUGCAUAUGGUCCGUUACGAAACUGUUGAGCUGUCACAGCAAAUCAUCAAGGACCUAGAGAAGAGGCAUGGGCGCCGAAGGAAAGCAAUUGAUGCAUGUCUUCCAGCACUGGACUCCUGCCAUAAGAUACUUUCCAGGAAACCUACAGCUGGAAAAGCAGCAAGAGAGGAUGACUAUCUUGCUUCAGCUGCCCAACUGAGAUGUGCCAGGCAGCAGGAAACCAAUCUACCAGCUAAGCCCACAUCCAAAACAUUGCCGUCAAAGCACAGUGACUCUUCACAAGCCUCCAAAGUGGGUGAGAUGGAUAUAGGUGUUCCUGGAAGAGACUCCUCUGUCCACUGUGUUCUCAGAGAUGUAGCGCAGACAGCACCAAAGCCAGCUACUGUCCUUGAGAGAAAUGAUGACAGUUCCUCUCUAGACCCUGUGGAAACGCUGGAGAAAGUAGCACGAGGGCUUGGAAUUCAGAUUAUUGGGUAGUCAUGGUUGCUGGUGGUGAAGCUGUAAAGCCUUGGUCACCAAGUUCUUUCAGAGAUAAUUGCCUGAAGAGAGAGUGUGAAGAGGUGGAGUUAUAUUUAAUGGAAUUCUGCUGACACUAUGCCAUCAGAAAUGCAUGGCUGCUGUUUGCUGUGCCAGGUGCUUUAGAGAAAUAUCAACCUUUUUCCCCCUUCUGUUUCACAGUGCUGAAGUUUAUUUGUCCAUUGUGCUUGAGAGAAUGGGCUCCAGAUCCUAUUUCUUAAUUUAGGCAUGUGAGGCUUAGACAGACCAAUAUAACAAGAAUGAGGGAAGGCCAAAUGAAACUAGUUGUAAGAUUAGGUGGGGUGUGAAAAUACAGUUAGAAAAGAUAAUGACUGUGAUGAGGAUAUCGCCUUUUUUUUUACUCUUUUCUUUUCUUGAAUUGCACAAAGUUUUGGAAUAGGUGUUAAACUGGGUUUUUGGGGAGACUUUAAAUGGCAAAGCCAUCUCCUGUCAAUACCUGCUGCAUGCACUAUCAGAUGUAGGUUCAUUUAUUUCCUGUUACAUGAUGUAAAAAAGUGCAUCAUGCAAAAAAAGUGUCUUUAUGUUUUAGUAAUGGGCAUGUUACUGUCUAACUGUAGAUCAUUGUCUUUCCUUAUUCUCAUUGGGAAGAGACUUGGUUUAUAAUUACAUUGACACUGAAGGGAUGACAUAAUUGGUUCAUGAUGUGAUGAGGGCCCUUGCCUUUAAAUAACCAUCUGGGGGCAACUGUUCUGAGGAAAAGUUGCUGACCUGAAAUAUUGGCUGGUUUCUCUUUCCACAGGUGCUGCUUGAUUGACUUCUUUCAGCUUUUCUGUUUUUGCAUCUGCAAUUUUAUUUGUUUUCUACUAUCCACAUUUAGUUGCAAAGAAGUACUCUUAGAUAUUAAUGUUUAUAUGCAGCCAUUUCAUUUUUAAAAGAUCUUUUGCCUUGGUCAUAACAACAGCCACCCCCCUGAGCAAUUGGUUACAGCUGUUGAAAAUAAAAAAAAAUUGCAGAUGCUAGAAAUCUAAAAUGAAAACAGUAAGUGUUAUAAAUUCUCAACAGAUCCAGCCUGACUGUAGGAAAGAAUGCAGUUAAUGAUUCCGGUUAAAGACCCUAAUGCCAGUUGUGAUGAAGGGUCUUCAAAUCUUCAAACUGAAAUGUUAACUCCUGUUCUUUUCUCACAGGUAUGGCCUGGUCUUGAUUAUUUCCAGCAUUUACAAUUGCACUUCAACUCAAAACCUUUGUCUUAUCUUUUAUAUCUUGUUUUGGGAUUACUUAUCCCACUUAACUGUUUAGUGUUUUAAAAAAACAGGAUGCUGGAAACACUGGUCAGGGAACACCUGUGGAAUGAGACAGUUAAUGUUUCACGUCCAGGAUCUUUAAUCUGAAUAUGUUUUUUAUCUCUGGAAAAUUUCUCUCCAGGCCAGUGACAGUGAAAUAAUUGCUAUGCUUCAGACACAUCACCUUUUCUCCACUCUCUAUCACAAAUAUUUUAGUCCAGAAGGCACACCACAAACAUAAAUGAUGCUAUUGACAUAAAUGCCUUCUGAGACCAGUAAAGGCUGAGUGUGUACACUGCUAAAUGGAUCAAGCUAGACCUCUAAAUUGUUCUGCCCCCUAGUAGAAACCAGUCUUAGAGAUCUGGCUUAGUGGUGAAUGGGCAGUGUUGCCUUAUGUGUAUUUUAAUUGAGUUUUAUGAAUAUUUCAUGAUGGGCUCAACCUAUUCUAGUGAGAACCAUAGCUCAAACUGUUUUUAGUUGCACAAUCAAUAAAUGAAACCAAAGGGAAUCCUUGGGUUUAUAAAGCCCUUUGUUUUUGAGCACGUUUAAGAUCUGAUAUAGGUCUGAAAGCUGGGACCGGUGAGCAAUCCAAACUGUUGAGCAGCAGUUAACGGCAUUGUACACUCAGACUGCUGCAUUGCAGCACAGAACAAAAUACCAUUGAUAAAGACAAUUUGCCAGCAGUGCAGUUUUAAUGACGGAGAACUGCCUUCUCCUUGUCUGGCAUGUAUCAUCUUCCAUCACGCACUUUUGUAGUCAACUCUUAAAUGCUUCCUCAGGUUCUCAUUUUACUUGGAAUAAGAACUGCCAGUCUUGCUGGUUACUGGCUGUACGCUUUCUCUGGAAAAGAAUGAGGACCAGAGCAGUUGGAUCACUUUGUGAUAACUGCAAUGAUUGAAACCUUAGAAACUCUAUUCAAUCUUAAAGAACAGAUACUGACCUAUUGAAGGCUGUGCAGUUUUACCUGUUUUUAAAUCUGUCCCACCAACUUUACCAAGAUAAAGGGAUAAGGCAAGGGAUUAGUUACUUCAAGGCUGGGACAAAUCUUUGUAUCAGAGUUGCCUUGGAGAACCCUGCACCAUCAGCAAGUUGAAACAGUUGUAUUUCUCCAAUAUAUAUGGCCUUGGUAAAGGAGCAGAAUCUUUUUAAACUAUGCAUCAUUUUCUUGCAUGUUGCUGAUGGUUCGGUUUUAAGCAUAAGGACAGUCUUGUUUCCAAGGGAGGUUGCUGUCAAGUUCCAAAAAUCCAGCAGGUGACUGGGACCAGAAAUAGGAAAUGGAAUCCCAGCAUUUUUUAAAAUCUUUGCUUACCAACACUGCCGCCUCAUAGAAUGCUAAUGGAACAAUGAGUUGCAGUUCAUUUGGGAAAGAACUGAGUUCUAUUUUAGCUCUGGGGUUUUUGAUGUUUUGUUUUACAUUUUAAAGAUUUGUAGAUAAUUUGCUGAGGAGCUAAAACUAUCUGUUUAUAAAUAGAAAAUGCAGAGCUGCUUCCAAAUUUAUCACUAAAAAACGUAGGUCUAGUUUAGAGACUCCAUUCUUUACUGCUGCCUUGCAUUAAAUUCCAUAUGAAAAUACUCAAAAGUAAUGAAUAACUGUAAUUUUCCAUCAAAUGGAAAAUUUCCUGCACUGCAAAAUAAAUUUGGAGUGUUUGUGUUAACUUGAUGUUUGAUCAAAUGAAUAAUUUGUAAACUGUUGUUUGGGGAUUGUGGUACAUGAUUUACAGUGGGAAUUUAUUAUUUUUAUUUUAGAUUUCCACCUUAUGCAGUUCUGUUUUAUCUUCAGUAGUUUAAAGUCUCUGCCCGCUAAUUCUGGAAAACAUCCAGUAUUUUAAAUGAAAUUGUUGUAAACGUGUAAUGGCAACAUGGUGUUGCUGAUAUUGUAAAGACUCGCACUAUGAACUAGUAUGGUGGGAAUGAAUUAAAAAUGUUUACAGUGCCCUAUGAAAGUAUUUAUCCCCCAACCCUUAGUUCAUAUAAAUAAGUAUUACAACCAGAGAUUUUGAUUAACUUAACUGAGAAUUUUUAUUUGUGAAGCGCAUGUUCUUUUUCAAAGUAGAGCCCAAAUAAACAGGAAAAAUUGUAAAACAUUAAAACUAAAAAUUCAGAAACUGAAAUGUCAGCAAUUCAAAAGUAUUCAUCCCUCUUUGCUCAGUACUUAGUUGAGCCUCUUCUCGCAGUUAUUACAGCCAGUAAUCUUUGUGGCUUUUGUUAAAAUCUUUUUUAUUACAGCCAGUAGUCUUUGUGGUAAGUCUUUAUUAGCUUUGCACAACCUGAUGGACCAAGAUUUGCCCAUUCCUCGCAAAAUUGCUCAAGUUAUGCCAGAUUAUUUAGGGAGCAGUGGUGGACAUCAUUCUUGUGGUCUUGCCAGAGAUGUUUGAUUAGGUUAAGGUGACUGGGCCACUAAAGGAUGACAAUUUUCUUCAUUUGAAGACACUCACUUUUACAGUGUUGUCCUGCUGAAAGAUUAAUUUCCUUCCCAGUUUAAGCUUUCUGGCAGAAGCUAGGAGGUUUCUAUUCAGGAUUUCUCUGUAUUUGGCAACAUUUAUCUUCCUAUCAAACCCAACCAGAUUUCCAGUCCCUGCUGCUGUCCCCAUAGCUCAAUGCUACCUCCACCACACUUUAUAGUAGGGAUAGUGUUACAUCGUUGAAGUGCAGUAUUAGAUUUACACUGCACAUACCACUUAAGAGUUGAGGCCAAAAGGUUCCACUUUAGUCUUAUCCGACCACAAGAUCUUCUUCCACAUCUUUACAGGAUCUUUUAAGUGAAGCUUUGCAAAGUCUUUAUGGGCAAGGAUAUAUGUUUUUUAUCCAGGGCUUCUUGCUUGCCACUGUCCCAUAAAUACCUUUUUGUUUAAGGCCUUAGAGAUUGUGGAGCCAUGAACAUCAUCUCCAGCUGCAGCCACUGACUUCUGCAGCUCCCUCAGAGUGACUGUUGGUGUCACAGUACCAUCUCUUAACAAGUGCCAUUCUUCUCCAACCACUAAGUUUAGAGGGGUGACCUGACCUAGUCACUGUGGCUGUGGUUUCAUAUUUUUCCCACUUUCUCAUGAUGGACUGAGCUCCGAGGUGUUUUCAGUGCCUUUGAGGUGGUCUUGUACCCUUCCCUAGGUUUGUGCUUCUGUGUUAUCAUUUUCCUGACUUGCUUUGGCUUCAUUUUGGUUUGGUCUGUUGAAAAAUCUACCAAACCAUUAGACUUGCAUUGAAUUCAGAAGAAUAAAAUACACUGUCAUCGAAAACAGGUGAUCUUCUAAUUUUCUACAUUAACUGAGCAUUGUAAUUACAAAGAGGAUGAAUGUUUUUUCAGUUUCACAAUUUGAGUUUUUAAUUUUUAGUAAAUCGUUGACAGGUUUUGGAAUUUUUCUUUUGUUUUGACAUGAUGCACAAUGUUUUGUAGAUUAACUCAAAAAUCCUACUUCAAUAUAUUAUAAAUUUAGAAAAGGAGACUUUAAAAGGUGAAAAUAGUUCUGGGGGCUAAAUACUUUUUCAAAGCAUUAUAGUUAAAGACCAUUUAAAAUGUACUGGUUUUCAUAGGAUUUUGUUGUUGUAUUUUGUACUGGGCACAGCCAGGCUAAUGUUGUUUAACAUGAUUCAUCUCAAGCUGACUGAAGUGGGAGUGUAUUUUUAUUUGCCCAUAUAGCUGGGAGCCUCACCUACAAGGAGCAUCAUUCUACCUGGCCCAGCAAGUGCAGACUUGUUAAUGUUUAUAUCUGCAAUAGCUGUUCAAUUUAAAAUAUUUGCAGUUUUUAAUUGUAGUUCCAAUUAGUGGUUAUGUUGCAAAUAAAAGAUAUAACUAGUUUUUUCACUGUCUAAGAGCUUGUUAAAUCAAGAUUACUUUGUUUUUUUUUAAUUUGACAAUACUUUGUUGUUGCUUCCAGUUUGUCUGAUAUUCCUUGUUCUUACAUCCAGCGCCAGUGCUGGUAAAGCAUUAACCAGCCAUGACUACAUUGUACUCACUGUCUUUGUCUCCAAGGCAAUAGGGAUGGGCAAUAAAGCUUGGAUCCACC